This is a messenger RNA of Cervus elaphus (red deer), 1521 nucleotides long. It is a transcript of the gene RAX2, whose product is annotated as retina and anterior neural fold homeobox 2. The record is from RefSeq and is a predicted model, not a curated record. NCBI's taxonomy places the organism in Eukaryota, Metazoa, Chordata, Mammalia, Artiodactyla, Cervidae. The transcript is spliced from 2 exons. The coding region runs from base 27 to 731 and encodes 234 amino acids. Gene Ontology annotation, molecular function: RNA polymerase II cis-regulatory region sequence-specific DNA binding; DNA-binding transcription factor activity, RNA polymerase II-specific. Gene Ontology annotation, biological process: positive regulation of transcription by RNA polymerase II.
GUGGAGUCAGAGGGAGGUCACCUGAGAUGCACAGAGAGGCAGAGGGAACGCCGGACCCAGUGGAGGGAGAAGCCCCUCCAUAUCUGACCCCAGAUCCGGCAAGGGACAGGGUCCCUCCCCUGUCUCACCGCCAUCUGUCCUGCUGCCUUCCCGCCAGGUGGGGGCAAAGAGGAGCCAUGUUCCUGAGCCCAGGUGAGGGGCCAGCGGCGGAGGGUGGGGGGCCAGGGCCCGGAGAGGAGGCCCCCAAGAAGAAGCACCGGAGGAACCGCACAACCUUUACCACCUACCAGCUGCACCAGCUGGAGCGGGCGUUCGAGGCCUCCCACUACCCGGAUGUUUACAGCCGUGAGGAGCUGGCAGCCAAGGUGCACCUGCCCGAGGUGCGUGUGCAGGUGUGGUUCCAGAACCGCCGGGCCAAGUGGCGCCGCCAGGAGCGUCUGGAGUCAGGCUCCGGGGCCAUGGCAGCCCCAAGACUCCCCGAGGCCCCAACACUGCCCUUUGCCCGCCCUCCCACCAUGCCACUGUCCUUGGAGCCCUGGCUGGGCCCAGGGCCCCCAGCUGUGCCCACCCUCCCACGCCUCCUGGGCUCAGGCCCAGGGUUGCAGGGCUCCUUUGGGCCCCAUGCCUUCAGUCCAGCCUUCAUGGACGGCUUCACCCUGGAGGAGGGUUCCCUGCGGCUGCUGGCCAAGGAGCACGUGCAGGCUCUGGACAGGGCCUGGCCGUCAGCCUGAGCCUGUUGUCUGCCCAGCCCCUCCUGCUCAGCCUGUCCAUGGCCACCCACACCAAGUCCCCCACCCACCACCACCUACUUACCCUGCCUUGCAGGGUUAACUGGCACCUGACUUAAAGGUGGCAGCCAGAGGUGCCCAGCCAGGGUGGGGGUCCCUGGCCUGGUCUCCAGGGAGCUGGUGCCCUCUUGGGGCUUCAGUCUCCCCAUCAGUCAAAUGGGCGUGUGUGGGGUGGAUUCUGAGGUUCUUAAGACUCUAAGGCUGUAACCAGGAGCCACAGGGAUGUUAAUUCUGAGUUGAUGGUUCUAAAUCCUUCUGCCUGCUCCUAAUCUUUCAACAGCAGGGCCGCCCUGAGAGAUAACAAGUAACAGCUGCAGCAGUUCACAUUCAACUGCCCCCUUUGACUGUGUGCUUCCAGCAUGCCCAUCACUUUACCCCAAGGUGGCAUGGCCAUCAGCCCCAUGUUACAGGGGAAGAAACUGAGGCCCAGAGAGGGAUAGCCAGUUUCCUGAAGCCACAGAGCCAGUAGGGGGUGGAGCUCUUUUUAAGCUCACUGCCUGACUCCAUCACCCCAGGCACCUAGGACCCAGGCUGGGCGCUAACAGGGCACUCCCAGGUAGAAGCAGCUGACACUGGGUGAACAGUUGAUCUUUGCUCCCCCGUUAUCAGAGUGUGGCUUGUCUCCCCAUCAACCACAGCCCCCAUCACAUCUCCCAGCCCACUGAGACGGGGCUGGGGCCCUGGUAGCAAGACAAGCAUUUGUUGUAUCCUACCACGUCCCCCCAGGGUUCAC